This is a messenger RNA of Octopus bimaculoides (California two-spot octopus), 3053 nucleotides long. RefSeq lists its product as uncharacterized. The record is from RefSeq and is a predicted model, not a curated record. NCBI's taxonomy places the organism in Eukaryota, Metazoa, Mollusca, Cephalopoda, Octopoda, Octopodidae.
GUUAUCUACCUUAUAUGUUCAGUUAAUAAAGGAAACCAAUUUUUUUCCAUUAUACGGACAUUAACAAAUUAAACUGCAAGCUGAGCCUAAGUGAGAUUUUAGAGCUAAUAUUUUUCUUUGUCAUGGAUAUACCCAUGACCACAGCAGUGACUCUAACAGGAAAAAACUAAAAACACAACUGACUGGUACAAUAUGUGCCGCGAGGUGUGUGGAGUCAUAGUUUAUCAUGAACGACAAGGGGAAGAUGGUUGGGACAAACGAUAACCCCAUUCAGAUCGAUGAAGCAAGAUUUGCUGCUCGACGAAAAUACAGUUGAGGAAGAAUGCUGAAUAGCGACAACGCUCCUUUCUUCGAAGACAGUAAUGCAGAACAACGAUACAACAGGAACCAUACACGUAGAAUUGAUGGGCCGUGGGUUUUUGGUCUCAGAGUGUCGAUACUUCUGUGUGGAACGAUGUGACGGGAACAGUCUGAACCUAAUCAUUGAAAGAGACUGUGAAAAAGGUUCACUAAUUCAUUCAGACGAGUGGCCCGCUUAUAAUAAUUUAAAUGCCAUAGGUUAUCACAGGCAACGACAUUAUGCGGAUCCAGUGACUGGAGCACACACUCAAGCCAUUGAGUGAUCAUGGUUAGAUGCUAAAUCUAUGAGUCUGGAAAAAAAAAAAAAAAGGGAUCUCUGAAGUAUCUCUGGAAUAUCUGAAAGAUAAGAAGCCUGAUGUUACCUCUAGGAAAGCACACGCCGCCAUCAUUUUUUGGACACGAUCUUUUAGAGUUGAAAAAGCAUUUACGGCAAACCGACUCCUGUUAUCGGACAAGCAGUAAAAGCGAUGAAUCCAACAUUAACGAAAUGGCUCAUUUUCAUAGAUUACUCGAUGUUUUACAGAGACAGCAACACCUGGAAAUUAAUCAUAUCGUGAGACCUCUUAGAACGAAAAGCCAGUGGUUAAUUCGUUCUGAAAAACUCUGGGAAAUAUUCAAAAGUGAAGUCGAUCCAGUUGUACAUCCGGUAGCCAUUUCAGAAUGGGAACCUUUAGAAUCCAGUUGGCCCAAGAAGCUCGAAUCCGAUGCAACUUUGUCUGCGACGAAAGACUCUAAAGCACCAAUCCUGUACUUAAAAGAGAAAGAUUUUUGGGGAUACAAUGUGAAAAUUACCCCAAAUAUUGGAAAACCCAUAUCACUGGGGCUUUCCGUAUCAAAUGAUUGGCACGACUCCCCCGAAAUUUCGUUCCAGGCGAUCUGGUCAUCUUCCGACAAAACUCCAGAUAACGAAAAUUUGACUGAAACUGAUGUUGAGAAGUGUAGUGUCAAAAGUAUGGUCAAAAUACAUGAAUCCCAAACGGAGGAACUCGACCAAAAUAAUGUUCACUCCAAUAGAACAGAAAUAGGUAUUACUAAUAUUUUAGAAGUGGGAGGAAAGUUGAAACAGAAUGAAGAAAUUCAGUUAGAAUCUCAGUGUGUGAACAAAAAUGAAAACGACUACAACAAAUUGGAAUUUAGUGAACAGUUGCCAAAUUGUUCAAUUAAAGAAAUCUUUGACAUUGAAAACACAAUAACCCGUUGCAUUUGCACUCAAACAAAACCUUCAAUCAUUGAGAAAUCGGUUGUUUUUCCGAGACGGCUGUUUUCACCGGGUUUGAACGCUCGAAGUUAACUAAAGCGAAAUUGUAAUCGCAAAGAACUCCUCAUAGUAAACCUAAUCUAGCUUUUAACGCUCAUCACCGACCUUGUUAUUUUCUAUUUCAAUAAUGUUUCGUAUCAAUAUUAAACAUAGUGUUUAGGCGACGGUUAACGAUUAAAUCUCAUUGAUAAGAAAUGAUCCGAAUAAGUUUUGGUAUCUAUUUCCGUUCAAUGUUUUGGAAAUUUAUUCUUUUUAUAAACGGUUUUAAAAUGUUUUGUCUAAUCUAAUUCAAAUAAAGUCAAUGUGUCUUUUUUUUUUUCUUUUAAAUUUACACACACGGAGAACAAUUACGAUCAUUCAACAUUGUUCAAUAUUUUAGAAUAUUAAUCGUUAUGGGUGUUCCGAGUUCAUUUUCUAGUGGAAGUCCGUUCAGUGUUAUAUACGAAGACUUGUUGAACGGUAAUUUUUCUUUUAAUGUAAUGCAUAUUUCAACUAUAGGAAUUUACUUUACGCUGUUUAUGCAAGGUACGAUCAGAAACCGUCCCAUAUUUUACACGGCCGUUGCUGAACCCCAAUAAAGUUAGAUGGGUGAAAAGGACCUCUUCAUAUAACCAUUUUAGUAACCAUCAUGGUUUAAAUUGGUGUACAACGUACUCUUACUGAUAAAAGGCUUAUCAAGAGUACUGAUUCUAAGAGGUUUUUACCUAACUUGCAUUUAUAUUUCUCUUUUCUAUAAAAGUUCACUUAUUUAAACUGCUAAUGUUGAUCUAAUGACCAAAGAAUUACAGGAACUUUUUUUUUCUUCACCGUCACUAAUGUCGUGCUUUGGCCAACUCAAUAUAUCUGUAUUAAAGCGGGGAAGUUUCCUGUUGUACCCAUAGAAACACUAUAUAACUAAACAUUUCAAGUACAUCAAAGACAAUAGACCCAUCCUUUGUUUCGCUUACCAUAACAAAUUAAGUAACUUAAUUGUUCCAAUUUCGAAUAUUACUUCCACUUUGCGCACGCGAAUCAAAACCCAUCCCAACAUCUUUACCUAUUCACGUACUCUCCUUGCUACUUUGUGUAGACAUUUACUCACUGCAACAAACAAUUUUGGUCAUUGACCUCACUUAGCUGUACCGAUCUGACUUGUCCACUAUCAUCCACACUGUAUUCCUAACGGGUCUAUAGCCUUAAUGAAUUCUUCAACAUUUCCGUGUAUCUACCACAACCUAUGAAAAUGUUAGGGUGCGUAUCUCAGCUACACGAGUAAAUUGUUAGACUUUGUUAGUUAUCGACCAAUCACUAAUAUUUACAUACUGAUAUUUGCAAAAAAUGGACGUCUCUUUACCACUACUUUUAUUACAUCGAGUCUCUUCGCCUUCUCGUUGAUCACUAGUCUAGAGAUUUGCUAUCAUCUUUCCCACAAACGAGUACCUAACAUUAAUAAUUC